GGGAAGGGAGGAGAGCGCCAGGAGUGUAGCCCUCUCGCUCCAAGAGGGGAUGGGAGAGCUUGGCUUCCUCCGCUUGCAUCGCCUGCCGCUGAACUUUCCUGCCGGGAUUUAAAUUUCCCCCAUCUCCCCACCACAGCCUUUCAGCACACACAUCAUUUUGCUGGAGGGAGAGAGAGAGAGAGAGAGAGAGAGACUGCGUGGCGCUUCCAAGCUGCUGUGUCAGGAAUGAAAUGAUUUUUUAAAAAAUGACAACUUUGCAACAAAGAGGGCUGUCUGCUGUCUACUGUCUGCCAGUGAUGUGAAGAUGAGUAGCGACUUGCAGCGAGCAUGACAUCACUAGCCAACGUAAUUGCUUCCCAGCAAUCAGAGUGGGUCUCCUUCAACGAUGGGCUGCUGCUACCGGUUGCCUCCCAGGGCCAAGCUGGAGAACCUCUUGAAAGGUUUCUGUCCUCCUCUGAUACUUCUUCUGAAGGCAUCCAAAACCUGGAUGGAGAAUUUCAGGCACUUGCACAUGCUGAGCUGGGAGAUGGAAUGGACAAAACUGCUGCAGACUCUGUGUCCGUGUGUUUGCUUGAAAACCACCCGUCUCCAAAGCCUGAUCUGUCUUCAUCAUUCAGCACAUGGGUCCAGUUUGAAGAUGCACCCUGGCCUAGCACUUCACCAGAGAAUGCACAUACAGCCUUCUCUCCAAAAACAUUCUGCUGGACGUGUCCCUCUUCGGGAUCUUCUGAGAGAAGACCUCUUACGUCAGACAACAGUUGGACAACUACUUCUGAGAACACCAGCAGCCCCAGUUUCACACCUUCCUACACUGAUCUGCAGUCCAUAAACACUGAAGACCUGACCAGUGGCAGAGCAUCUGCAGCAGACUCAACUGACAAUUCCUCAUCCCUUCUCGAAGAUGAAGAGCUAGGCAUGGAGGCCACCAGCUGGCAGCUGAAUAGCACAUCUGUAAACGGCCAUAGUGAAACCCCAACAACAGCUCGUUUCCCCAGCUGGGUGACUUUUGAUGACAAUGAAGUCAGCUGCAAUUCUCCAUCCACUUUAUCCCCCGUAAAAGCAGAUUCCCCACCAUUAGUAGCAACUGCAGCAGCAGCAGCAGUCACAACAACACAGAUCACAGAUGUGAACUCUCUUACCCUCUCCUCAUCCUUUAAGAAAAGGGAACGCCCCAGAAGUGCAUUGGCUGACCUCCCUAAAAUUCAGAAACUAGACCUUUCUUCAAUAACCAGUUUGCCUUCGUUUAGUGGGACACCCCCUUGGAGUGCGACUAACCCUUUCCUUGACGAAUCCCUGAGGGACGUUCAGCCUUCUCCUAUCAACCCGUUCAGCUCUUUCUUUGAAGAACGGGACAGGCAUUCUCAAACCUUUCCCAUUUCUGGCAGAAACCAGAGAGACUCCCUCAUUAUCCUCCAUCAGGAGCCUGACUGCAUCAGCUUUAAUGAGCCAAGUAAACACCUCAGGCACAGAGAUGCUGUCGAGCAGCUCAAGCAACUCCAGAUCGGGGACCCAGAUCAGCUGAGCAGUCCUACUCUGCCCGACGACGACCCCACAGUGCCAACUGAGCUAUAUAGCACCGUGUCCUUUCUGGGGCCACCUCCGCGAAAAGAUGGCUGGCCAAUGAUGCUGAGGAUACCAGAAAAGAAGAACAUCAUGUCAUCUAGACACUGGGGGCCGAUCUACGUCAAGCUGACCGAGAGCCGGUACUUGCAGCUCUUUUACGAGAAGGGAUUGGAAAAGCCUUUCAAGGAAUUCAAGCUUGACAUCAGCCAUGAGAUUUCAGAACCCAAACUCCAGAACUAUGAUGAGAAUGGGAGGAUACACAGUGUGAGGAUAGACCGCAUCACCUACAAGGAAAAGAGGAAGUACCAGCCAAAGCCUGCUGUCUCUCACAUAGCGGAGAGGGAGCAGGUUAUCAAGCUGGGUACCACCAGCUAUGAAGACUUCCUCAGCUUCAUCAGGGCGGUCCAGGAUACACUAAUGGAUUUGCCUGCCUCGUCGACAGACCUGAGCACAGUGGGAUUGAACUACCAAGAGGAGGAAAUCACUGUGGAUGUAAAGGAUGAGUUCUAUGGCACCUUGGCCAAAAGAGACAAUAGGAUUUUGCAGCACAAUGUGUUGACCCGAGUGCACGUUCUCACUUUCCUUUCUGGCCUGGCGGAAUGCAGGCUGGGUCUCAACGAUGUCCUUGUCAAAGGGAACGAAAUCGUCUCACGGCAGGACAUCAUGCCCACGACCACCACCAAGUGGAUUAAGCUGUACGAUUGCCAGUUCCACUCCUGCGUGGAGGAGGAGGCGUUCGCCAGCGCCCGCGUCAUUCAGUUUAACCCCUUGGAUGCCUGCAGGUUUGAACUGAUGCGCUUCAGAAGCGUGUUUUCCGAGAAGACGUUGCCUUUCACCUUGAGGGUUGCAGCUAGCAUCAACGGCGCCGAGGUGGAGCUCCAGAGCUGGCUGAUGAUGUCUCCAGGGUUCUCCUCCAACAGAGACCCUCUCACUCAGGUUCCCUGUGAAAAUGUGAUGGUCCGCUACCCAGUGCCACAGGAGUGGGUGAAAAACUUCCGCAGAGAUAGUGUCCUCGGGGAAAAGUCUUUGAAAGCAAAGGUGAACAAAAGUGCCAGCUUUGGAUCCACCAGUGUGUCCGGUUCUGAGCCAGUAAUGAGAGUAACACUAGGAACUGCCAAAUAUGAGCAUGCCUUUAAUUCCAUCGUGUGGAGGAUAAAUCGGCUGCCCGACAAAAACUCUGCUUCUGGUCACCCACACUGCUUCUUCUGCCACCUGGAGCUUGGCUCAGACCGGGAAGUGCCUUCUAACUUUGUCCGCUAUGUGGAUGUGGAGUUCGACAUGCCAACCACUUCAGCAUCCAAAGCCACCAUCCGCUCCAUCUCUGUGGAAGGCAAGACAGAUGUCAGGAAGUGGGUCAACUAUUCAGCACAUUACAGUUACAAGGUGGAGAUAGAGCAGAAGAAGAACUUGAAUCCAGAUGUGAUGGAAGAACACACUGAUAACCCCAAGGACUGUGCUGUGCAGUGAAAGGAAAGGUCCAUCUGCAGUUGGAAGAGAAGAAUCAACAGGGGUUGAAGAAGAGGGAACAGCAAGUUGCUCCUGCUGUAGGAAAAGCCAGAUAGAAUCUGGAGCGCCGUAGGGUUUCCUUGUUCUCUAUGUCUAUACUUAGAGAGGAACCUAUUUUGGGAUUUGUUUACAGCAGACUGGUGGCUUUGGUAGAAGCACACUAAGCAUAUAGUAUAUAGGCUUACAACUGAUUCAAGCCUGCCUUCGUCUCUGACACUAAUCUUCUUACAGUGAUAUAAUGGUAUUUUUUUUCAACUCAAAAAGUGUAACUCUAGUCUUAUUGACAGUCUUUCUCCCCCUACUGUGUGCUUGACAUUACCUGAACUCUUGCAAUUCAGUCCUCAGAAGAGCUCUUCCAGAUACUCUGCAGAAGCACUGAGGGGAAGGAAGGAAUGAGAGAUACACCACAUCAUCCCUUGGGUUUUCUGUCAUGUCCAUGACACUUAGUGAAACAUUUUAACAGCUUUUCUUCUCCACCAGUGUAGACGGAACCACUGGGAAUUCCACUGGGUGAAGGACAAGUGGAUUGACCUUCCCUUCUUAUCAUCUCCAAGGCAGAACAUUUAAAAAUUGCACAUUUCCUUGGAUUUUGGUGGCCAGAAAGCUUCCUUUAUUCACUUAGACUGACAGCGGGGCCAGGAUUAUUCUUUAGACUUGACAUAGUUAUAGCUGCCAGUAGAGGGGACUAGGAUAAUAUUUGAUCAGGCUUGACUGGGAGGAUCCUGGAAGGAAAUAAUUUCAUUUAAAUUAAUGGUCAAGUGAAUGGUCAGGUGGACUGGUUACUUCUCUGACAGAUGACAAUUUAUAUUCUUGAUAGGGAUAGGGAAAGGAGGUGCUCUGUUUAUUUUUUUGUAGAUGUUGACAAUGCUGCUUUCAUGUUCUGUCCCAAAACCUACAUCUUAUUUUAGAAAGACUGCAGUGCCACAGUUGUGUGUGAUAUUCUUACUUUAUAAUGUACUGGCAUAAUGGCAUAGCAGACAGUGUUGUCAGUACUCUUUGAAUUCUCUGUCUACAAUAGUCUCACACAAGUGCAAAAAUCAACAAAAUCCAAGUUUCCACCCUACAUGACUGUAAAGAUAAUCUUGAAAAUGUCUGGAUAUACCUGAGCAGAAUGUUCAAGGAAAGCAGCAUGGGACUUCAGCACAGAGGCAUUAUCAUGCAGUUGGGUCGUUCAGAUCCAUUUGUUGUGUGUGCGACAACUGGUACACAAAUAUACAACCAUCCCUCUUUUUUCACCCACAAUAUUCAUUGCUAUUCCACCUGUGGGUGGAGCUUAACAGAAUAUAUGCCAUGUGGGAGAGUUUUAUCCCUCUCAAUCACUCCACCACCACCUUUGUACACUGUGAAAAUGUGAACAGGUAUCUCUGUACCUGUGCACAUGCACCUUAAAACAACAACAACCCAAUAAUUCCAGAAGAGCUCAAGGUCAAACCUUGUCAACAUGCUUCACAAUGGGCAAAAUGGAGGAUAGUGUAUUGGCAUGGACAUGUGAUGCUGUAGUACAAACAAGUAAUUUUAUCUAGAUUAGAGGUGGGGAAUCCUGAGUUUCCCCCCACCCCAGCAGGCUACUUUGGCAGGUGGGUACUGUUGUCCAGCUGUCAAUCACCAGACAUCACUCUGGUCCUCUCCAAUCCUUUAAGUUUCACCCCUGUGCAGAAGUGAAUUCUAAGAACAUUCAAAACAACAUGAUGGAAAACCCCAAACCCUGAGAAGAUACAAAUCCAAAGAAACACUACCUUGCUGCCCUUCACUUACACCCUAAGUCUGGUUUAUACAUGCAUUUUCAUUACUGCAUGAGAGUAAUGAAAGGAUGUCUUUUGUGUUCUAAUGGGCAUCACAGAGAGAAUUUUCAUGUCACAUCACCUGUAAGUUAAUAGCCAAGACCCAGCUCUAUACAUGUGGAGCUGUUUUUAAAAUUCAGUGGACAUGCCUAUCAUCCCUUUGGAGGGGAGGUGGAAACAGAGAGGUACUAAAUCCAGCCUUCUUCCUUUUCCUUCCCAACAGGUGAUAGGUAAGAUUACUGUUGAAGAGGAACGUGUUAUGCACAGCUCAAUCAUGGAGAGGAAUCACAUCUACAGCACCUGGUGGUGGAUGAGAAUCCUCAUCUAUAUAGCACCUAACUAGAUUCUGCGCAAAAGCUUUGCAGUGGAGUCCACUUCCAUAUGCAGGUGGCAGUCAUCAGGUAUAAAGUAAUCAAAUGAACAUAUGUGAACUAGAACCACUUAAAAGCUGAUCCUCCAGAGGAUGCUAAAGCUUGGACCUUGCUGUUUCAUAGCAGUCUCUGAAAAUACUUCUCUGCGUGUCCUGCAUGGGUUUUGCUCAGGCAUCUGGGUGGCCCCUGUGAGAAUAGGAUGCUGGGCUAAGAUCAGCAGGCUCUUAUGUUCCUAAAUAUGCUACAAAUGCAUCAGGUACAUAUAAGAACAUGUACAGCUGAUCUUAGAGCUGUAAGAACAAAGUCAGCUGAUCUUAGAGAAAGCAAUUGGGCAGAGCAGGAUGGAUAAGGGUGAAGAUAUCACUUAGAUGUUUGGAGUCUCAAUGUAGUAGGUUUCUAAAGAUAACAAUCAGUAUCUUGUGAAUUGUGCCCAGAUUUCCAUUCACACGCUAAACCUUCGAAUUCAACAUGUCCCGUGCAUCCAGUUCCAUUCAGAUGUCAUUAUGUAGAAUGCACUACAGCCCUUAGGCUUACAAGGCCAUUUGUGAUGGUUAGCAGGUGUAAAUUCAAAGCUGGGUAGUAUAAGACCCAGAAGCACCUUCUUGAAUGGAGAAUGAACAGGAGACAAGCCUAUAGUCCUGAGCAGAAGAGGCUGGGAUACAUCACUGAUGUUUAUGUCCUCACAAGUGAGCAUCACAGCUGGCUGAUUAUAUCUGCGUUUAGUAGAUUUGCCUUCAAUUGACUUGCCAAUAUCCUGCCCACUGUUCCGAAAAGUUACAUAGCAUAUAAUACCAUUUGGCUUUAGUCCUUCUUCUGCGGUAUUGUCAGCUGUGCAGGGACUGAUAGAAUACCCUGCUAAUUUAUUGUGGAAAGAAACUGUGUCUCUUUGCUAUAAAAAGGGCGUUGUGUUGCUUUCAGUCUGCUCUUUGCUGCCUCCAUCCAGACGGAUUGUUCAUGACCUCUUGCACUAUUGUGAUUGAGUGGGUUGGUUGUUUUUUUACAUAUUUUGUAACAGGUUUCUACCUUUUGAUGUUGUACUAUGAGAGAGUCUACACACUGGUUGAUACUUUAGGCAUUUUGUUGUCCCCCCCC
Podarcis muralis (Common wall lizard) is the source of this 6313-nucleotide messenger RNA. It is a transcript of the gene STON2, whose product is annotated as stonin 2. Lineage: Eukaryota; Metazoa; Chordata; Lepidosauria; Squamata; Lacertidae. Gene Ontology annotation, biological process: regulation of endocytosis; endocytosis. The record is from RefSeq and is a predicted model, not a curated record.